Molecule: messenger RNA, 2978 nt
Organism: Brienomyrus brachyistius
Lineage: Eukaryota; Metazoa; Chordata; Actinopteri; Osteoglossiformes; Mormyridae
Product: Na(+)/H(+) exchange regulatory cofactor NHE-RF2
Exons: 6
Coding region: 499-1608 (369 amino acids)
Biological process (GO): protein localization to plasma membrane
Cellular component (GO): apical plasma membrane
Molecular function (GO): signaling receptor binding; protein-membrane adaptor activity
Source: RefSeq, a predicted model, not a curated record
UCUGAAACCGAAGCCUAGCUCUACUCAGUUAUGGAUGAAGCGCCGGUGAGAAGGCAGCGCCUGCUCUACGCGCUUAAUGGUGCAAGGGAGACACGUACUGUGCAUGUAGUCUGUCUACUGGGUCCGAUGGAGUAACAUACAGCUUUUUCAAGGCAAACAGCCUGAUACUUGUAUUGUUGUUUUAGUGUGCGAGGAAACUUUUGGAGCUGAAAGUACCUGUUGCUCGUCCGAGCAGAUUUCAGGACUCGGAUUACAAACAAGACUAUCAAUUUUUGGAAAUGAAAAUGCAUCUGUGCCGACUGCCGUGUUUUCGCGCAUUUCACAUUUAAACUGGAAAACUCAAGUUUAAACACUAUAUUCGAUAUUUAGUUUUGGAAAAGAAAAUGAGAAUAUAUAGUAUGUCUGGCGCAGUGAAGGAUGUUGAAGUGUAUGGCCGGUGUCGCUGAAUAAACGCAUUGCUCCAUUAGUAUAACAACCGAACCGAGAGUUCAGAGGGAAAUGGCAAACGAGUUGAAACCGCGACUCUGUGUGAUGAACAAGGGGGAGAAUGGAUAUGGCUUUCACCUGCAUGGAGAGAAGGGGAAGAGUGGACAGUACAUACGCAGAGUGGAGCCCGGCUCGCCGGCCGAGGCUUCGGGGCUGCGUGCAGGGGACCGGGUGGUGGAGGUGAACGGCAAAAAUGUGGAAAAAGAGACGCACCACCAGGUGGUUCAGCGGAUCAAGGCCGUGGAGCAUGAGACACAGCUGCUGGUGGUGGACAGGGAGACGGACGAGUACCUGAGGAGCACGCGCCUCUCUUGCACAGAUGACUCCACAGCUACGGGAGGAAGCGAGGUGCAGUCGUCACCAGGCCGCGCCCCCAGCCGAAAGGAGAAUGGCUCGGUGUCCAGGCAGGUCGUCAGGCUGGCCAACGAGAAGCCCCGGCUGACCAAGAGCUCGCCAUCUCGCAGUACCAAGAAGGAGUCAAAGUCCAAAGCCCAGGUCCAGGCCCAAAACGAGGAGCAGAACCAGACUGAGACCACGGAGCUUUUUCCGCGUCUGUGCCACCUGCUGCGCGGUGAAACAGGCUACGGCUUUAACCUGCACAGUGAGAAAUCCCGACCAGGCCAGUACAUCCGUUCACUGGACCCAGGUUCAGCAGCAGAUCAGGCCGGGCUGAGACCUCAGGACAGGCUCAUUGAGGUAAAUGGUGUGAACAUUGAAGCUCUGAGGCAUUCAGAAGUGGUGGCUUUCAUCAAGAGCGGCGGGAACGAGACCCACCUGCUAGUGGUGGACCCGGCUACAGACGAGCAUUUCAAAAAACUGGGCAUAACCCCAACAGGGAGCCACAUUAAAGAUUAUAGUGCCCUGGCCAUUACAAACGGCUCCGAGAGCCUCCAGGUGAAUGGCAGCUCCGCCUCACAGUCCAGUCGCUCUGACACCAGCGGUUCUGACAGACAGGUGUUGGACGAGGAUGAGAGCCCUCUGCUGGACCCGUUCGAAGAGAGUGGCCUGUACCUAAGCCCCACAGCCGCAGAGGCCAAGGAGAAACUCCAUGCCAAGCGCGCCAAGAAGAGAGCCCCUCAGAUGGACUGGAACAAGAAGCACGAGAUCUUCAGCAACUUCUGAUCCACCUGCACCUCCACUUCCCAUCUGGCCGGCAAAUUUUCCCCCAAAAUCCACAACUCCUGCCUCAGGACAGGACCACUUCAAGAAGAGGGGUCAAUCAUUUACACAGAGCAGGAGGUGGGACUUUAAACCACCUUCCGACAGACAAAAGCACGCUGGCGAGGAAAGAGCUGCAGGCGAGGAGACAUUCAGCUUCCCGAGGCAGCAAAGAGCAGUGCCUGACAGAGUUAUAUCUAACGUCUUACCAAGUAAUUUUCAAUGGUCUUACCCUGAAGUCAACCACAGGCCAUGGAUUUCCAAAUCAGAAAGAUGUCCUGGCCUGGAUUUCAAAAAUUACUGAUUGAAUAAUUUUCUGCAUUUAUUUCUCCUUCUACUGACAAACACAAAAAUUAAAUGAUCUGACUAGAAAACAAAUGAAACGAUUCAGUAAGUAGUUAAAUUCAGUUCGCUUAUGAGAUCUAUAAUGUCUAAAGAUGGAUGUAAACAAUGCACCCUAGACAGCUAGAGGGCGACAGUGAGAUGGUUCAACUUGAGCCUAGUGUGUCAUACCGAAAAUGGAGAGGACUAGGUCAGAACUGUAAAGGAGAACCACACCCUGCCUUAUACAACAGACCAGUAAUACAGGAAUGGCGCUUGACUGGUGAAGGCUGUGUAUCUUUAAUGGGGCCCACAGGCUCUUUGUAGUUACAUUUACAUCUUUAGUUGUCGCUGGCAUGUUGCCACAGUACACAAGCUGUGACGAUGUUAAGGUGACAUGGGUUAUGUCAUGUAUUAGCUGCUUGAAAGCAGAGUUUACGCAGCACUGUGACAUGUGAAGGUCCCUGUAAAUAUGUGACACCAUGCUGUUAAAGCAUGUGAAUGAGGUACGAUCCAGACUCUGCGUUUACACCCAUAACUACCCAGAGGAGGCUGAGACGGCCGAUCCUUUUACAGAAAGACUAAAGCUGUUGAAUAUGUAUUGCCUUUUUUAUUAUGGACUGCUCAUGUUUUAUAUGGACCGAGCAUGUGUUUAAAAUGGCUAAUAGACUGAUUUUGCAUGGAAUGAGGAAAGGCCACGCAGCAGAGGACCUUGUGGGUAUCUGUGAAACGCACACAGAAAUGCAGAACCCGCCUUCUAGUCGCUUACUUUAAUUCAUGUGCUCGUCCCAGCAUGUGUUGCUCAUUAAUGCCUUACAUAUAGCAGAACUGUGUCUCUCCCGCGUGUUCAUGUUGUGGCUUUUGCAGGAACUGCAAAAAAAGAGGCGAGCACCACCAGCAUCUGCAUUUCUGCCCCAAAUGACCAAGUCGGUCUGGCUGUGUCACGUUGCAUUUCCGCGCUGUAGUUCGUGUCUUGUUGCAUUAAUUAAAUGUGCAGCUUGUUUCCCUCUCAA